ACACAUGUUUCGUUGGUUAUUGAACGAUUUAUUUUCGUUAUUUAAGCCAUACGUUUAAUGUUCCUCUAUCAUCGAUUCACUCAGUAAAUACUUUGUUCGCGUGUAAUUCGACGUAACCGAAUAGGUUAGAAAUCAUGUUGAAACGUAGGCUAAUAACAACUUCGUGGUGUAAAUUUCAAAAACGAUACGUGCAAAAUAGUUCUAAGGUAGUGAAAGGUGAACGCAAUGAUCAUGAAAUUGCAAAGAUUCGCAAUAUCGGAAUUUUGGCGCACAUCGAUGCUGGCAAGACAACUACCACGGAAAGAAUGUUAUUUUACUCUGGCAUCAUUCGAUCCAUGGGAGAAGUACAUCAUGGCAAUACGGUAACAGAUUACAUGGACCAAGAACGUCAACGCGGCAUAACUAUCACUUCAGCAGCGGUGACGUUUGAAUGGAAAAAUCAUCUUAUUAAUUUAAUAGACACCCCAGGGCAUAUUGACUUUACCAUGGAGGUGGAACAAACUCUAAAGGUAUUGGAUGGAGCAGUAGUUAUACUCGAUGGUUCUGCAGGUGUGGAAGCUCAGACACAGACUGUGUACAAGCAAGCUGAUAAAUAUGGCAUACCCAAAAUUAUUUAUGUAAACAAAAUGGAUAGAGCAGAUGCGAAUUUCGAUGCAAGUCUGAAGUCUAUUGAGUCAAAAUUACAUGUAGAAGCUUUACCUAUACAGUUCCCCAUUAAGGUGCAAAGGCAUUUGAAUGGCAUAGUGGAUGUAAUUACUCUAGAGAAAAUGAUUUUUGAGACAAAUGAUGCAGGUAUGAAACUAACAAAAUUGAAGUUGUCAGAGAAAGAGGACAAAAGCCUAUGGGAAAUGGCACUUGAGAAGCGUAGGCUUCUAACUGAUAAAUUGUCUGGUAUGGAUGACAAUCUAGCCAAUGUAAUUAUUGCACAGGAGUCUUUGGAUAACAUUACACCACAAUUAUUAACAGAUGCUUUACGCAGGAGUACUAUACAUAUGAAAGGUGUUCCUGUACUCUUAGGUAGUUCUUACAAGAACAUAGGAGUGCAGCCUUUAAUGGACAGCGUCCUCUUGUAUCUACCAUCUCCUGAUCAGAGUAAAUACUUCAAAUAUUAUAAAUCCUUUGAUAAUCAUUUGUCUGCCAGAGCAUUUAAAGUAGUGCACGAUAAGCAAAGAGGAGCUCUUACUUUCUUCAGAAUUUACACUGGAGAAAUGAAGAAAAAUGACAAAGUGUAUAAUGUUCAGAAAGAAACAUCCGAACAGGUCACUAAAUUAUACACUGCUUGUGCGGAUGAUUACCAAGAGGUAUUAAAGAUUACUAAUGGCAACAUUGCAGCAGCUGCAGGACUCAAAACUACCACAACCGGUGACCUAAUAGUAACCAACGCAUUAGCAGUCAACAGAGCACGAGAAAAGCUCGAAUCAAAUACAAAUAUCACACCAGAAGAGAUAAACAACUUCUUCGAUUCGAACUCAGCGUUAGAGCAUGUUUUCUUCUGUGCAAUUGAAGCGCCAUCUCUCUCUUAUCAGGUAGCUUUGGAGUCUGCUCUGAAGCAACUGGAAAGGGAAGAUGCAGGUUUAAAGGUAACUCUAGACGAGGAGACUGGGCAGACUAUCCUCGCUGGCAUGGGCGAACUGCACAUAGAAAUCAUCAAAGAAAGAAUUCGAUCAGAGUUCAAAAUCGACGCAGAUAUUGGCCCACUGCAAAUUGCCUACAGAGAGACAAUAGUAGACCCCGUUAGAGACACUUUCACUACAGAGUACGCAAUAGGGAAGUAUAACUAUGCAGUCACGCUCACUAUAUCAUUAAUACCAAACUACAAGGAAGCCCGAACUCUGCUGCUAGACAAAUCACCAGAAUCCUGUUCAAACAUAAGCGCUAUAUCACUGAAAGUAAUGAAAGCAGUAGAGAAGGGUGUAAAAUCGGUUCUGUUGCAUGGGCCUAAGCUAAGUUACCCUGUUAUAAACAUGGGAGUCAAGUUACAUUGGUUGGAGUUUAAACCUGCCACUCCAACAACAAUUAUCACCGCAGCUGUGUCUCAAGCUAUCAGGAAGUUGAUGCACGCCAGCACGAUCCUACUGCUGGAGCCGAUAAUGCAGCUGGAAGUGGUGGUGGAGGCCGAGUACGCGGGGGCUGUCAUGGCGGACCUCCGGAAGAGGCGAGCAGAAAUUCACAGUUUCGAUGUUCGCGGCGAGAACAAGGUGAUCAACUGCUGCGUCCCCCUGGCAGAGACGUUAGGCUACUCGACGGCACUGAGGAUAGCGUCCUCGGGUCACGCGACGUUCUCCAUGGAAUUCAACCGCUACGAACCGUUAGAUUCGUACAACGAAGCGGAGGUGAUCAAGAAGGUCACGGGAGUGAUCUAGGAGCGAACGAUGUCUGAGAGUAAAGAAAUAAACGGUCACGUGACGACGGGAUAAAUGUGUAGACGAGAGCCUGGCGAACGGCUAGCUUCCCUUUCUCUCUGAUCCUUUUGAAUUCUCGUGUAUUAAUAAAAAUCAGCGUAGUUCAACUUUACAAAGGUGUAAAUUCGGUCGAUCCAGCGUAAAAAUCGUUUCACACAGACGGCAACAACGCUUAC
Molecule: messenger RNA, 2578 nt
Organism: Nomia melanderi (Alkali bee)
Lineage: Eukaryota; Metazoa; Arthropoda; Insecta; Hymenoptera; Halictidae
Gene: mRRF2
Product: mitochondrial ribosome recycling factor 2
Biological process (GO): ribosome disassembly; mitochondrial translation
Cellular component (GO): mitochondrion
Molecular function (GO): GTPase activity; GTP binding
Source: RefSeq, a predicted model, not a curated record